Telopea speciosissima is the source of this 714-nucleotide messenger RNA. RefSeq lists its product as uncharacterized. Bases 1 to 714 code for a protein of 237 amino acids. The transcript has a single exon. The record is from RefSeq and is a predicted model, not a curated record. NCBI's taxonomy places the organism in Eukaryota, Viridiplantae, Streptophyta, Magnoliopsida, Proteales, Proteaceae.
AUGAACCACCCUUCUAUGGAAACUUUUGAAGAAAGUGAUACUGAUGAAGAUGUCUUCCUAGUUGAUGAGAACUCAGAAGGCAAUAGUUCUCACACAUGGGACCUCACUUUAGUUGGUUUCAUCAUUGCAGGUAAACCAUACAGGCGUCAAGCUAUCGAUGAAGCACUUCUUAAAGCCUGGAAUACGAGAUUCCCAAUUACUGUCGCCUUGUAUGAUAAAGAUCUUUAUCUGUUCCAUUUGCAACAUGGCCUAGAUUUGCAAAAUGUCAUCAAUGAAGGCCCCUGGUCAGUCUCAAAUAAUCUCAUCAUCCUGGAGAACUGGGGCUCCAGCAAGGAUUGGAGUUUUACUCAUUAUCUUUUUUGGAUACAAUUGCAUGCAGUCCCAGAAGAACUUUUAAAUCUGGAUUUUGCUGCAAAAAUAGCAACCAGGUUUGGUUCGCCAUCAUCAGCGAUGAUUAUUCGCUCUUUUAAAGGUGGAGGCAGAUUGCACUACAUAAGGCUACGAGUUCUUUUAGAUAUUACAAACCCGAUCAAGCAACAUUAUAGGUUGCAAAGAAGGGAUGGAUCAUCUCAUAUGUUAUUCAUCAAAUAUGCAAAGCUUCCAUUGUUUUGUUUCUACUGUGGUAUCAUUGGUCAUGAAGAACAACGUUGUACUAAAUUAUAUGAUGAAGAACUUCAUCACCGAAGCAAUGUGCAGCGGUGGCACCUUGUCUAG